AUGGAGUCAGAUCUUCUGCGAGAUAGACUCCUCGCGGCACAGAAAGCACUGGGGCCCACGUGCUUCGAUUGCGGCGCAAAGAACCCCACAUGGGCCUCUAUCAAGCUGGGAAUCUUUCUCUGCAUGAAUUGCGCAGGUCGUCACAGGAGCUACGGUACACAUAUCUCCUUCAUACGAUCUUUAACACUCGACAAGUGGACAGAAGAUCAGGUGAGGCUUGUCGAGGUGGGCGGCAAUAAUGCGUUUCGCCAGUAUCUUCAGCAAGAGGGGAUAUCACAUCCGCUUCAGUAUCAGCAAACAGAUCUGGGUCCCUAUAGGGAGCUUCUUCAGGAAAGGGCCUCUGCAUCAUAUAGAAACACUGACCCGGAAAAGCAGCCGUGGUCGGGAUCUUCAGGCUUAAAAACAAAAGCGCAGCCGCAAGCCGUUGUGAACACGAUGGUUGAGGAUUCGCCGUACCGGCGUACGCUGGGUAGAAUUGUGCGUCUUGAGUAA
This is a messenger RNA of Giardia duodenalis, 492 nucleotides long. Its product is annotated as GTPase activating protein for ARF. NCBI's taxonomy places the organism in Eukaryota, Fornicata, Diplomonadida, Hexamitidae. Gene Ontology annotation, molecular function: GTPase activator activity. The transcript has a single exon. The coding region runs from base 1 to 492 and encodes 163 amino acids. Gene Ontology annotation, biological process: COPI coating of Golgi vesicle. The record is from RefSeq and is a predicted model, not a curated record.